This is a messenger RNA of Rhopilema esculentum, 4164 nucleotides long. Its product is annotated as glutamate--cysteine ligase catalytic subunit. The record is from RefSeq and is a predicted model, not a curated record. Gene Ontology annotation, biological process: glutathione biosynthetic process. Gene Ontology annotation, molecular function: glutamate-cysteine ligase activity. Gene Ontology annotation, cellular component: glutamate-cysteine ligase complex. NCBI's taxonomy places the organism in Eukaryota, Metazoa, Cnidaria, Scyphozoa, Rhizostomeae, Rhizostomatidae.
AUGGGUUUGCUUAGCCAAGGCACGCCACUUAGCUGGGAAGAAACGAAAAAGUGGGCAGCUUAUGUAAAGAAACAUGGACUUCUUCAAUUUAUUCACCAAUACCAGAAAAUAAAAAAUCGAACGAACGAUGUUUUGAAAUGGGGAGAUGAGAUUGAGUAUUCCCUUGUCUUCAUUGACAAUGAGAACAAGUCUGCAAGAUUGUUGCUCAGAGCUGGAGAAUUGUUGGAUCCUUUGCAAAAGGAAGAGAAUGAAAAUCCUGGGAACAACAGGACUGCUUACAGAAUGGAAUAUGCUGAAUACAUGGUUGAAGGCACACCUGGUCAGCCUUUUGGUGGCUGUAUGAGGCAUUUCAAUUCUGUUGAGGCAAAUAUGCAGUUGAGGAGAGAAGAAAUAUUAUCUUUGCUUACUAAUCCUGGUGAAACCAUGGUCUGCUUUGCUGUUUUCCCAAGGAUUGGGUGCCCUGCCUUUACUGAGCCCAUUUACCCUGCAAGUCCAGAGCACAACAAAGUGACAAGGUCUUUGUAUUACCCAGAUGAAGCUAUCCAUCACUCGCAUCCAAGAUUCAAAAACCUUAGCCGCAACAUCAGAAUGCGACGUGGAAGGAAACAGAUCAUCAACAUACCAGUUUUUAGAGAUACGAAGACUCCAGAUCCCUAUCUGACAGAAUUACCAAAUGAUGACGGAGAAGGGGAGAUUGCGUCACGACCAAACCAUGUCUAUCUUGACUGCAUGGGGUUUGGCAUGGGUUGCUCCUGCCUCCAGGUGACAUUCCAAGCCUGUAAUAUUGAAGAGGCAAGGACCUUAUACGACCAGCUGGCUGUACUUGCACCCAUCAUGCUAUCAUUGUCCGCUGCUUCGCCAGCGUUCAGGGGAACAUUGGUCGAUUUGGAUUGCAGAUGGAGCAUUAUUUCGGGCUCAGUUGAUGACAGGACAAAAGAGGAGCUUGGUGAAGUGCCUCUUAAAAACGAUAAAUUUGUGCUGCCAAAAUCGAGGUAUGACUGCAUCGAUUUGUACCUGUCUCCUGCUGGUGCAAAGUACAAUGACCAGGAGGUCCUUUACGAGCAAGAGCAUUUGGAUCUUCUUUUGCAGGCUGGCAUUGAUCGCCAACUAGCAGAACAUGUUGCGCAUCUUUUCGUUCGCGACCCGAUUUCUGUGUUCAAGGAGAAGCUUGUCCAAGAUGACGAGAAUGACACCGAUCAUUUUGAGAAUAUUCAAUCAACCAACUGGCAAAGCAUUCGCUUCAAACCGCCACCACCUAAUUCCACGAUAGGCUGGAGAGUUGAAUUCAGAUCCAUGGAAGUUCAGCUUACUGAUUUUGAAAAUGCUGCCUACGUUGUGUUUAUCGUCCUACUCACACGAGUGAUUUUGUCAUUUGAUCUUGAUCUGAUCAUACCAAUUUCAAAGGUGGAGGAAAACAUGAAACGAGCGAUAAAAAGAGACUCACUUCACAGUGAGAAGUUCUACUUCAAAAAGAACUUGCAAAAAUGUGAAGGCCAGAAAUGUAAAAAUAUGGAAGAUGAGUAUGUUGAGAUGAGCGUGGAUACCAUUAUUAAUGGCAAGGAUGGAGGAUUCCCUGGCUUGAUUCCCUUGAUGGAGAAUUAUAUUGAUAGUGUGGAUGUGGAUAUUGAUACUCGUUGCACAAUCAGCCAGUAUUUGAAGUUCAUUCAAGACAGAGCUUCGGGGAAUCUAAUGACGAUGGCGACUUGGAUGAGAAACUUCGUCAGGAAGCACCCUAAAUACAAAUUUGAUUCCGAAAUCAAUGAGGAAAUUGGCUAUGACCUCACAGUGACGAUGGACCAGAUUUCCCGUGGAGAGAUUGGCUGUCCUGAACUUUUUGCCAAGCCGGAAACAAAGACAAGUUCCAUUGUGCCUGAAAAAUGCCAACAGAUGGAACAAGAGUACGAAUUGCACGUGAAGAAAGUUAUUGAAAAGCAAAAGAUGAGCAAAGGAAGCCAUCUUGCUCAAGACACCUUCCCUGUUGCCAAUGGCAGUGGCACCAAUCACAGCAUUGCAAAUGGCAAUGGAAUAGCUAACGGUAACGGAUUUCAUAAUGGCAACGGCUUUCAUAAUGGCAACGGCAUUGCUAAUGGCAACGGCAUUGCAAAUGGCAACGGCAUUGCAAAUGGCAACGGCAUUGCAAAUGGCAACGGCAUUGCAAAUGGCAACGGCAUUGCUAAUGGGAAUAGCUCUGCAAAUGGGAAUGGUAUUGCAAAUGGCAACGGCAUGGCAAAUGGCAACGGCAUUGCUAAUGGUAAUAGCACUGCAAAUGGGCAUGGUAUUGCAAAUGGCAACGGCAUUGCUAAUGGGAAUAGCUCUGCAAAUGGGAAUGGUAUUGCAAAUGGCAACGGCAUGGCAAAUAGCAACGGCAUUGCUAAUGGGAAUAGCUUUGCAAAUGGCAACGGCAUUGGUAAUGGCUACGGCAUCGCAAAUGGUAACAGAGUGGCAUAUGAUAAUGGCUAUUCGUACUCGAAUGGCCAUACGAAUGGUAACAGUUCACUCGUGGCAAAUGGAGUAGAGACAGCUGACUAAAAAACUUGAGGUCUGUAAACGUAUAAUGAGACAAUUUCGUUUUACCUUAUUAUAUCCAUGUAAUCAAAUUGUUUGCUCUUCCCUGUAUAUAGUCUAAUUUUUGCAUUUUCAAGAGGUUAUUCCUAGGUUAAUCCUUACUCAUCUUUUCCAGACAAUGUUUCCUCUCAAGAUAGUCCCUUCUUUCUUUUCCUCGACCAUUGCUCCGCUCGAAAAAUGUCAAUCUUGGAAAAUUUUAUCCAAAAACAAGAUGAAAGCCCAUAUCCUCACCAAGUAUCUUUUUUAAUUAAAUUUUAUGAAGCAGUGCGUAGUUGGCCGUCAUUUAUCGAGAAAAAGGCCUAGCCUGGCCAGGAGGCACUGUCUAUUUUCCCGUAUGAGCUGCUGUCAGGCACAGUAGGUAAACGAAAACCUUAUCCAGAUAACCACAAUUCAUCGUCAUAUCUGCAGUAAAACUGCCUUUACUAUAAACAUGACACAUUCUUCUUGAAAGUUAAUUUUGAGAUCUAGAUCUGUUUUGUGCUCCUCUAUCACCCCUACACCCUGCACUCAAGCACAUUCUUAUUGAAUAUCAUUUUGCAGAAUUACGAUUAACGUAUCUGAGUUUGAAUAUGAGUGAACAGGAUAUCUAUAUUGCAACUUUAUUUAUUGUCAGUAUUUCGACAGUACCUGGACUAGAAUUUUAUUGUGUUGUUUCUUCAGCCACCUUUUUAAUGUUAUUGGAUUAGAUGAGGCUGUAACACUUACAAAACAUUUGUACGUAAUGCUGUUGUAUAGCUUGCUGAGAUUUUAGAUUUCCUUAAUUUGCUUGUUGAUUUUUCAAGUAGUUUGUUUAGAUUUUGUUAUCUUAGCUGUAAAUACAACCUCAGUUUAACCCCUUAUCCUCAAUUCCAAUUGGCAAUUCGUGCCAUUAAUCCGAAACAAGAUUAUCAUGUUAUUCGUAUGCGUCGACAUAUUAAUGCAACGUUAGAUGUGAUGGAGUUAAAGGCAAUCGACAGAUACAAAAGUGGAUUAAGUCAUCUGUCAAUCUUCAAUUGGCCAAUCAAUAAGCGUGUAAAUGGAAUCACACUCACUGAUUGGUCAAUUUUUUAUUGAAAGAUGGUUGAAGCCACUUCAGUAUCUACCGUAGCCUUUAACGUCCAGUAAGUAAAUCUUAGGUAAGCGAGGCUUCGAUAUCAUUCGUAAACUACCCUUUUUUGAAUCCACACUGGUCUACGAUAACCCUCCCUCUUAAUACUGCGUCUCUGUUUAUUGUACUUAUUCUUAGGCAUUCAUAACGCUAGGCCCAAUGAGACAUUGAAAAUACCGGGAAUGAAGAUACCAAGUAUUUCAGGUCAUAGCAAAACCAAACCAUGCGCAUAGGGCUUCUAGUAAUGACUGCAUUCAGCCACUUUGUAGAAGCUAGCUUCCAAAGCAGCAUAAUCCCCAUAUAUUUUUUCUAUUAAUCUUUAAGAACACCCUGCAAAUUUAGAUGUCUAUGUCGUAUCUUUAACACAAAUUUUUAGAUAACUAUAGAUGAUUUUCCACAAUUUAUUUUUAUUAACUAUAAGAAAAUUAUGUUGUUUGCAAGUAAAAAUUUAGUAUCAAAUACUUAUGAAAUAGAUUCAGCUGAAAGGUUGAUUCUUCUUGCCGUUUGUGUUU